CCCUUGGCAGAACGCAGAGCCAGGGCACCAGGACCCUGCUGCCAACCCCUGACCUCUCUGGAUGAGUCCCGUGGUGUGGAGUGCUCUCUGCAGCCCCCUAAGCCUGACCUCCUCAUAAUGCAGCCGAGGAGCCACCUGCAGAGGAGGGUGGUGAGGUGCCCCUCUCUAGCCCCUGCUGCCCAGCCCCUCCCCUCCGGCACUGCAAACCCAAGAGAGCUGCCUGCCCGUCCCCUGCUUGUCACAGACGCCAAGGUCCCGCCCCCAGCUGCCUCACGAGCGUCUCCCCAUCCCCACCCUCCUCCAGAUCCAGCUUCCCUAGUCCCGCUCCUCUGCUCCUCCUUGGAGUGUAGAUGAUGUCACUUCCUGGGGGGAGGAGCAGGCACGACCCCGGCAGGCCAGCCCGCCAGGCUGCCAGCACCAAGCAAUCCUGAGAGCUGCACAAACUGGCCGCGCCGUGGGGCAGGGACAGGCUGGGCCAGACAUGCCAGCUGGCCAGCCGGCCUCAUGCCCCCUUGCCCACCCCGAGGGCUGUGCCCACUGGCAGGGGACGACUUGGCUGCUUCCUUCCCGAGUGAUACUGGUCUCCGAGGACACAUGUUUUCCCCGGAGCCAUCCCUGGGGAGAGGACCUGCCACUUGGCCCCAGACCAGGUGCCAUGAGGUGAGCACCAGGCCUGCUAAGCCUUCCGGAGCCACCAGCCAUGCCCGGGAUUGUGGUGUUCCGGCGGCGCUGGUCUGUGGGCAGCGAUGACCUCGUCCUGCCGGCCAUCUUCCUCUUCCUCCUGCACACCACCUGGUUUGUGAUCCUGUCCGUGGUGCUCUUCGGCCUGGUCUACAGCCCGCACGAGGCCUGCUCCCUGAACCUGGUGGACCACGGCCGCGGCUACCUGGGCAUCCUGCUGAGCUGCAUGAUCGCCGAGAUGGCCAUCAUCUGGCUGAGCAUGCGCGGGGGCAUCCUCUACACGGAACCCCGGGACUCCAUGCAGUACGUGCUCUACGUGCGCCUGGCCAUCCUGGUGAUCGAGUUCAUCUACGCCAUCGUGGGCAUCGUGUGGCUCACGCAGUACUACACCUCCUGCAACGACCUCACUGCCAAGAACGUCACCCUCGGGAUGGUCGUCUGCAACUGGGUGGUCAUCCUGAGUGUGUGCAUCACUGUGCUGUGCGUCUUCGACCCCACGGGCCGCACCUUCGUCAAGCUGAGGGCCACCAAGAGGAGGCAGCGCAACCUGCGGACCUACAACCUGCGGCACCGCCUAGAGGAGGGCCAGGCCACCAGCUGGUCCCGCCGGCUCAAGGUGUUCCUGUGCUGCACCCGCACCAAGGACUCCCAAUCUGAUGCCUACUCGGAAAUCGCCUACCUCUUCGCUGAGUUUUUCCGAGAUCUGGACAUCGUGCCCUCAGACAUCAUUGCUGGCCUGGUACUGCUCCGCCAGCGGCAGCGGGCCAAGCGCAGCGCGGUGCUGGAUGAGGCAAACAACGACAUCCUGGCCUUCCUGUCCGGGAUGCCCGUGACCAGAAACACCAAGUACCUCGACCUCAAAAACUCGCACGAGAUGCUGCGCUACAAGGAAGUCUGCUAUUACAUGCUGUUCGCCCUGGCAGCCUAUGGCUGGCCCAUGUACCUGAUGCGCAAGCCCGCCUGCGGCCUCUGCCAGCUGGCCCGCUCCUGCUCCUGCUGCCUGUGCCCCACACGGCCCCGGUUCGCCCCUGGGGUCACCAUCGAGGAGGACAACUGCUGUGGCUGCAACGCCAUUGCCAUCCGGCGCCACUUCCUGGAUGAGAACAUGUCAGCAGUGGACAUCGUCUACACCUCCUGCCACGACGCGGUGUACGAGACCCCCUUCUACGUGGCUGUGGACCACGACAAGAAGAAAGUGGUGAUCAGCAUCCGGGGAACGCUGUCCCCCAAGGAUGCCCUGACCGACCUGACCGGUGAUGCGGAGCGCCUCCCUGUGGAGGGCCACCGCGGCACCUGGCUGGGCCACAAGGGCAUGGUGCUGUCUGCCGAGUACAUCAAGAAGAAGCUGGAACAGGAGAUGGUCUUGUCGCAGGCCUUUGGGCGAGACCUGGGCCGCGGAACCAAGCACUAUGGCCUGAUCGUGGUGGGCCACUCCCUGGGCGCCGGCACAGCCGCCAUCCUGUCCUUCCUCCUGCGCCCACAGUACCCGACGCUCAAGUGCUUUGCCUACUCGCCUCCUGGGGGCCUGCUGAGUGAGGAUGCAAUGGAAUACUCCAAAGAGUUCGUGACGGCCGUGGUUCUGGGCAAGGACCUGGUUCCCAGGAUUGGCCUGUCUCAGCUGGAGGGCUUCCGCAGGCAGCUGCUGGACGUCCUGCAGCGCAGCACCAAGCCCAAGUGGCGAAUCAUCGUGGGGGCCACCAAGUGCAUCCCCAAGUCAGAGCUGCCUGAGGAGGUGGAGGUGACCGCAUUGGCCAGCACCCGGCUCUGGACCCACCCCAGCGACCUGACCAUCGCCCUGUCCGCCAGCACCCCACUCUACCCGCCAGGCCGCAUCAUCCACGUGGUCCACAACCACCCCGCGGAGCACAGCUGCUGCUGUGAACAGGAGGAGCCCACGUACUUCGCCAUCUGGGGCGACAACAAGGCCUUCAAUGAGGUGAUCAUCUCGCCGGCCAUGCUGCAUGAGCAUUUGCCCUACGUGGUCAUGGAGGGGCUCAACAAGGUGCUAGAGAACUACAACAAGGGGAAGACAGCACUGCUCUCCGCGGCCAAGAUCAUGGUGAGCCCCACCGAGGUGGACCUGACGCCUGAGCUCAUCUUUCAGCAGCAGCCGCUGCCCACAGGGCCCCCGUUACCUGCUGGGCUGGCGCUGGAGCUGCCGCCCCCGGAGCAGCGCAGCAGCAGCAUCAGGUCUGGCGGGGAGCUGACCCUGCACAAUGGCCGCCUGGGGGACUCGCCCAGCCCACAGGUGCUGGAGUUUGCUGAGUUCAUCGACAGCCUCUUCAACCUGGACAGCAAGAGCAGCUCCUUCCAGGACCUGUACUGCAUGGUGGCGCCCGAGAGCCCCACCAGCGACUACACCGAGGGCCCCCGCUCACCCAGCCAGCAGGAGAUCCUGCUCCGGGCCCAGUUCGAGCCCAACCUGGUGCCCAAGCCCCCGCGGCUGUUCACCGGCUCGGCGGAGCCAUCCUCGGGCGUCUCCUUGUCCCCGUCCUUCCCGCUGAGCUCCUCUGGCGAGCUCAUGGACCUCACACCCACCGCCCUCAGCAGCCAGGAGUGCCUGGCGGCUGACAAGGCCCGGACCUCCACUCCCGCUGGCCGCGGGGAUGACCUGGUCAUUCCAGCACGCUAGCUGGCACUGUGCGCUGCUGCCAGGCCAGCUGGCCCUGAGGGGGCUGGGUGGCCUCAGGAUGGGGCACCCCUGUGAGCCGGGGGUCCGCAUCCCUACCUCAGCCUAGGACCCCCAGAGCCAGGUGGCUGGGCCGGCAGCCGGGUGGGCAGGCCUGUUCAUCAGAGGGGCACCCGCUCCCCUGUUCCAGGGCCACUGUGGGCAGCCGGCCCUGCCACGACCCUCUGGCUGCCGUGCCCAGUGGCCCCUGGCAUCUGUCCUGCAGCCCUCAGCUCUGGUGCCUGCUGGCCAGCCUUCUCAGGUGGCCUUGCCAAGGUGACGGCAGUGCUGUGUUUACAGAAGCGGACUGGCCUGGCCCAUACCACACUGCUCGUGUGCUCAGACGAGGAGUGAGGCCGGGCAGGGUCACCCAGCUCCACCCCUCCUACUGUGGUCCUGGGCACCCAAACCUGGGACCGGAACCCAGCCACUCAAAGGGUAACAGGCACCCCUAGGACCACCCCUGGCCGCAGAGUUAGUGCCCCAGAGGAGGAGAAGGCGCCCAAGCCAACUUCCUCAGGGCCCCUCGCCUGUGUGUGCCCCCAGGAGGCCCAGUAGCCCCGGCCUGGAAUCGGAAGCCAAAUGCAGCUCUUCCCCAGCCCCCGUGGCCUGGGCUCCCUCCCUGGAGCCGGCACCCUGUGUUGUUCUGGCAGGAAGUGGGGUUUGAGCUGCAGACCCUGUGCCCACCAGGAGAGGGUCCUUCCCUGCGGGGCGGGGAGGCCGUGCAUGUUGGCACAGGCCAGUGUGUGCAUGUGCACGUGGGGGGGCCUUUCCCGCGGCCCCUCCCCUGCCUGUGGCUGCCUUUCCCAGCCCACCGAGAAGCAGGUGAGGGUACGAGUCUGUCCUGGAGCAUGGUCCCUCCUGCCUGUCCCUCCUGCACCCCCAGGCUGUCCCAGUCCCCCGACACAGACCGGCCCCAUCACUGGUACCUGGGCCUGGACGCCCUUCCCCCACGCUGGGACCACCGUCCGAGACCUCACUCGGGAGCUGGGUCUCCCUCUGUGACUCCCGCCCUCCCCUGCCCACCCCGAAGCAAGACAAAAUCAGUGGCUCCUAGAGCCCGACACUAGACAAGCCCUAAGAGGGAAGCUCCUGCCAGCGCCCAGGCUGGUGUAAGACCUGGUGCCAGGGUGGAGUGGGCCCAGGCCUAGCCUGCAUCAGGGACAGGACCUACCCCAGGCCACAGCCGUGCUGGGCAGGUGGCCCACAGCUCUGGUCCAGGUUCCUGCCAGCCCUCCGGCUGGGCCAGCCAGCCCCUCCCGCCUCCUCGUGCCACUCCCGUGACUUUGUACCUAUGUAUGAAAGAUCCACGACAACUGCUGUACAGGAGAGGUUCAUAUAGCUUAUCUAUAAAUAUACCUGUACAUAGCGUUUCUGUACAUUGUAUAGAGCUGUGUAUAAACGG
This is a messenger RNA of Fukomys damarensis (Damara mole-rat), 4754 nucleotides long. It is a transcript of the gene Dagla, whose product is annotated as diacylglycerol lipase alpha. Gene Ontology annotation, biological process: lipid metabolic process. Lineage: Eukaryota; Metazoa; Chordata; Mammalia; Rodentia; Bathyergidae. The transcript is spliced from 20 exons. The record is from RefSeq and is a predicted model, not a curated record. The coding region runs from base 701 to 3313 and encodes 870 amino acids. Gene Ontology annotation, cellular component: postsynaptic membrane; dendrite membrane.